ACUUCGUUACAUAUUAUCACUCGUAUAUUGAUAAAUAUUUCAUUAUAUUUUUAUUAAUUAUACCGUCUUAAUUGAGAAAUAUAAAUAUAGAGCAUUUAUGCCAUGAACAACGCCGCAUAUUCGGCUUCCGAGAGUGAUGCUUCCGAAAGCGCGGACAAUACGUUUUGUAUAUUUUUGCAUUUGGUAGAAGGAAUUGGUUUACAUCGUCGUGAUGGCAUUGGAGAUUUCACUGAACGCCACAAGGACAAGGUUAUUUUAACUGCAACGCUAAAUGGCGUGAAAUUCGAAGUCGAAGGUCACUCCACAGAGACUGUAACCAUCUUUAAUAGCAAUUGCAUCUGGGAAUGUGAAAUAAGCGAUAUCAAGCGUAUGAAAACUGACAAUCGGCCAGUGAAGCUGGAGAUAUUUAUCAAGAGUGGGAGAACGGAUACUUCCCCUCGUCGCGCGAUUGGCUCUUUCUUACUUCCCAUUAGAGGUGUUCCAGUUAUCGCAAACUUAAAAAAUGUGCAAUUAAAGCUGCAUUGGCAUAAACUUAAUGUGCUGAGCUCAGAAUGGCGGCAAAAUAAACCUGAAAUUUAUUUACUUUUGGUUAUCGUCAAAAAGAAUCUAAUUGAUAGUGGGCAAUUUGAAGUUUUCUUGGGAAAGAAAAAAGGCAUGCUAAAUGACGGACUUUCCCCAAAGGUGUAUGAGACAUCACAGAUGCUGCAGUCACAAAGUAACGUAUACGUACAGCUUCUAGAACAGGUAGGCCUCAUACAAGUGGGCAACAAUCCCGAUAUCGAUUGUGAUAUAUUCAACGUUACGUUGACAUUUAAACAAGUUAAGAAUCUAACGAAAGUGCUUGAAGUGGAGAGUAGUUAUAACCGCCAAACUGGUGCGUUUGUAUUUCACUAUGAUUUCUUGGGAAGCGUUUCACAACUGGAAAUGGUUGUGAACCAGUCUGAUUGCUACCCCAUCAAUGAAAAAAUAUCGCUCACUUUUAAGACGUCACUGAAGAGUUUACGUACUUAUUUUCAACGAAUUUUCUAUAUACCGAUAAGUAUAUAUAUAAAUGGUGGUGUGGUAGCAAUUUAUCGCCUAGAUUUCUCAAAACUCUUACCAGAAGAUUCGUUUUUCAUCACGAGUAAUACCUUUAGCAAAAAUGGCACUUUUUGUUUUGAUCGUCUAAAUAAGCCGUUAAGUCCUCGAGCUGUAAAACCCUCAGUGGAUUAUAUUUUUUCUAUGCAGUUGGUAACAAGCUACUCUAGAAAGUCCAAAAAUGACUUUAUGCCGCUGACUGAGGCUUAUGCGUCUUAUAAGAUCGACGAUAAAGGUGUGGUCGACCUAACCGAGUGCUAUCGAAAUUUGGAUUAUCCCAAUGCAAUGCAUCAAAGGCACGCUCCUUACGAUUCUAGCCAUAUAAGUAGUCGCAAUUUUAAUAAUUAUGAAAUUUAUGAACGCAAUUAUAUGAAAAUGCAGGCUGAUGCUGCUAUAAUUGGACGUGUUUUGGGAGAAAAUAGUGAAUUAUUUGCUAAAUCAUCCGAAGAUUUUUCAAAGUGCCCAAGCACGUGCACGGAUGGUAGCAAGAAUUCCUUAACAACUUGCCAAAGUAAGUCGUUAGUGAGUGGCUGUUCCGAUAAGCAGCUGACUCAAUCACAAAAUGGCAUAUCGAAUGAGGAACAUGACACAGCAACGAACUUAAAUGCUCAAAACAUGUUCAAAAAGUCUUCAACUCGUUCAGUUGGCGUUAAUACCGAACCUUUAGAGACAGAUCCCGAGGAAAUGACAGUGAAAAUAGUACAGGAAUUAGAAGAGUGGAAGACACAACAAAUGGAUCACUUCAUUAGAGGCUUGGAGCAAAAAGAGAUUGAGUAUCUGGCCGAAUUGGAUAAACAGUGGGAGCAACAACGCUCUAUUUUGCAAGCUAGACUAGAAGCGAAGCUUUCCGAGUGUGAAAAAUUGAAUGCGAAAUUGGAACUGGCACACGCGGAACUCAAUGCAAAUGCAUUAAGACAUCAAGAGACUAUUAGCAUUGUGCAAACGGUGAAGCAGGACAUCGAACGAAUUUAUGCGGAAAAAUUUCAAAAAUUGGACGACGAGAUGCAACGUCUCAAGAAUGAAAUUCAACAGCGUGCAGCAGAAAGUGUAGUACGCGAUAUAGAACAAGCACGGCAACAUACCCAAGCGGCGAAUGCCAAUGACUUAGAGUCGGAGGAAAAAUUAGAAAUGAAGAUGCGGAUUGAGCAAUUGGAGAAGCAAUUGGCGACUAUGGAGAACACGCAUUUCUCAGCAGAGCAACUUCAUGGGAUGUUGGCGGACUUGCACAAGCAAACGGAGCGUUUUGCAGAUAUAGAGAAAACUAAGGACUUUUACAAGAAGCAGUGGUCGAAAUCGACGAAGGAAUUGCAUAAGCUGCAACUAGAUUUGUUGAAACAACGAGAAAAGGCAUUGGAAGAAAACAAAGAUGAAAAUGUCAACAUUUGCUUGGAGGAAAUUCUCGAAGAGGAACAAGAAGCAUUGAACAGUGACCGUAACGAAUUGAAAUAUAUCAAGAAUUUACUUUAUGAUUCAUCAGAGUCAGCGUCACUUGACGGCGUGAAUGUCGAAUAAGCAACACUCAACCAUUUUACGUCAUCAAUUGCGCUUUGUUGUGUCAAUUGCACAAAAUUUAACUGUGAUAUUUGAAGGUACUAUUUUGUAAAAUGUAUAUGUAAAAGAUAGUAUUUUUUUAAAGGACAAUAUUAAUUGUCACAAUUAUUGAUAUAAUUUUGUAUGAUGCCAAUUUUUAUUAAAG
Messenger RNA from Anastrepha obliqua, 2773 nucleotides. RefSeq lists its product as uncharacterized. Gene Ontology annotation, cellular component: centrosome; centriole. NCBI's taxonomy places the organism in Eukaryota, Metazoa, Arthropoda, Insecta, Diptera, Tephritidae. Bases 103 to 2589 code for a protein of 828 amino acids. The transcript is spliced from 8 exons. The record is from RefSeq and is a predicted model, not a curated record. Gene Ontology annotation, biological process: positive regulation of centriole elongation; interkinetic nuclear migration; centrosome cycle.